Fragaria vesca subsp. vesca is the source of this 2797-nucleotide messenger RNA. RefSeq lists its product as uncharacterized. The transcript is spliced from 3 exons. NCBI's taxonomy places the organism in Eukaryota, Viridiplantae, Streptophyta, Magnoliopsida, Rosales, Rosaceae. The record is from RefSeq and is a predicted model, not a curated record. Gene Ontology annotation, cellular component: membrane. Bases 35 to 1675 code for a protein of 546 amino acids.
ACUGACACCAGAAACCAAAAGGCUUAGACUUAAAAUGGGUUUUGGUUUGGAGCGACCUUCUGUUUCCUCAGCCACCAAAUGGUUGGGUUUCGUCACCGCCAUUUGGGUCCAGGCCAUUUCAGGCAACAACUACACUUUCUCCAACUACUCCGAUGCUCUCAAAACCCUCAUGAACCUCACCCAACUCGAGCUCAACAACCUCUCCGUCGCUAAAGACGUCGGUAAAGCUUUCGGCCUCCUCGCCGGCCUGGCCUCUGAUCGCUUCCCCACAUGGGUCCUCCUCUUGAUCGGCUCCGUCGAGGGUUUGGUCGGUUACGGCGCACAGUGGCUCGUCGUCAGCGAGAGAAUUCAGCCUCUUUCGUACUGGCAGAUGUGCAUAUUCCUGUGCAUGGGAGGCAACAGCACGACGUGGAUGAACACGGCGGUGUUAGUCACCUGUAUUCGGAACUUCCGGAGCAACCGGGGACCGGUCUCCGGCAUUCUCAAAGGCUACGUUGGCCUGAGCACCGCCAUAUUCACCGACCUUUGCGCGGCUAUGUUCAACAACAACUCCGCCAGCUUCAUACUCAUGCUCGCCGUCACUCCCUUCGCCGUCUGCCUCACCGCCAUGAUCUUCCUCCGUGAAAUCGCCCCGUCGUCUUCCGCCGCCGAGGACAAGCAGGAGUCUCGAUACUUCUGGUUCUUCAACGGCCUCGCAGUCUUCGUCGCCCUCUACCUCCUCGCCUACGACUUCAUCCCCGACCCCUCCACCAUCUUCUCUUAUGUCUUCUCCGCCACUCUCCUUCUCCUCCUCGCUUCGCCGCUAUUGAUUCCGGCCUACACCUACGUCAGCGCCUUGGCCGAAAGCCGGGUCGGGUCUUCGGAUCCGGAGAAGCCGGUUCCGGUUGUGGUUGCGGCUCUGGAGGCGCCGCUUUUGGCGGCCGAAAAGGCGGAGGUGGAAGACGUGGCGGAGGAGGCGGUGGAGAGGAGGAGGCCGGUGAUCGGAGAGGAGCACACGAUAUUCGAGGCGAUGAGGACGUUGGAUUUCUGGGUGCUGUUUGUGUCGUUUCUGUGUGGGGUGGGGACUGGACUGGCGGUUAUGAACAAUUUGGGCCAGAUUGGGCUGGCGCUUGGAUACGUCGACGUUUCGAUCUUCGUUUCACUCACCAGUAUUUGGGGAUUUUUCGGGCGAAUAAUUUCCGGUAUGGUUUCCGAGUACUUCAUCAGGAAAGCGGCAAUACCAAGGCCACUAUGGAAUGCAGCUUCUCAGAUUCUAAUGGCUGUUGGAUACAUACUCCUAGCCAUCGCCGUGCCUGGUUCCCUCUACAUUGGUUCAAUCGUGGUCGGAAUCUGCUAUGGGAUUCGUCUUGCUAUCACUGUCCCAACUGCAUCUGAACUAUUUGGUCUCAAAUACUAUGGGCUUAUCUACAAUGUUCUGAUCCUCAAUCUCCCACUUGGGUCCUUACUCUUCUCAGGCCUCCUUGCUGGCUUUUUAUAUGAUAUGGAGGCCACCCCAACGGCCGGAGGUGGCAACACCUGCGUUGGUGCUCAUUGUUACAGACUAGUGUUUGUUGUCAUGGCCAUUGCCUGUGUUGUAGGGUUUGGUUUGGACAUUUUGUUGUCCAUCAGAACUAAGCGGCUUUACACGAAGAUUCAAGCCGGAAAGAAAACAAAGAGAGUUUCGAAUCUCAGAUAGUAACAAGUAAACUGGGAUUUGGGAGGCCGAGAUUAUGAUUCUGAGGACUGAUGGGUUAUUUCUCCUUAUGAUGUCCUCCAUCUAGAAUUAGCUACUCGCUACAUCCAUUUCUGCUCAUAUCAUUCCAUGAGAUCAGUCCAGGGAGAAUUAGUAGUCACCUCGUUACGAAAAAAAUAUGUGGUUAAGUUGUUUGAUAGGCAUCCUUAAUUCUUCCCACCACCAUAUUUGUUUUGAAUUAGUGUGUAAUUUCUUGCCUACCUAAUAGGCUAGUGUGUUCAUAAAUCAAUCAUCAUAAUAUAAUUCUUUUGCUUCUGGUAUGACUACCACCUUCGAUAAAUGGUGAGCCUUGGGGAUUCAUUUACGAAAAACUUAUUUCUUCCCCAUGUAACCUCUACAAAAUUCCGGUAACCUCUUCAUUGAUCAAUCAGGUUAUUUGAUAUUUUGGUUGUGACACUGAAAUAAGAAUGUUUCUUUUCGAACUGUCUAUGCACAUUGAAGGUGUAAUCCUCCAGCCAAAGACCAUUUGAAAGUGUGGACUGAUGAACCAUGUUGAUGGGAGCUUGAUUUCUUAUCAAAGAAAGAAGUUUCAAGUUCAAAUCGCUGCCCUCCCUUGAUAAAAAGAAAAAAGGAAUUGAAGAAGAUGAAAGCAGACAACAGAAAAGUUGCUAGUGCUAAGGAACAAAUUUGAGAAAUGAGGAGGAAGCAGGGUGAGGUAGUCCCAGCUGAGUGAAAUUUAAGAUUUGAAAGUUCUCUGUAACUUCAAGCAAGUUCAAGCUUGUGGAUCUCGAGCUUCCUUUUUACUUUUUCUAGCUUCUUAUUUUUGUUCCGGGACCUUAUUAAUUAGAUUGACAUAAUAAUAGGGGAACAAAGCGUACAGUUUUCACCUUAGCCUGAUAAAUAAUCUGUAAUAUCAGGGUGCAAGUGAAAUUGUAAAUCUGCCAUUCUUUAACAUCAUCGAUCAACACAGCAUGUGGUAUCAACUUCCAUGCUUCUGACUUGUGUGGUGCACCGCUUCAAUGCCAAUCCGCCAUGAAAGCUUUUCAAGAACACAUGCAGUGCUUGGUUACAUUUUAUAGCUUUUCCCCAUACAAUGAGACACUCAAGACUUGCAGCUAAAGCACC